AUGUUUUACGCGCAUUUUGUGCUGGCCAAAAAGGGACCGCUGUCCCGGAUUUGGCUGGCCGCGCAUUGGGACAAGAAAUUGACGAAAGCUCACGUUUUCGAAACGAAUAUUGAGUCAUCGGUCGAGGGAAUUCUACAGCCGAAAGUCAAAAUGGCUCUCAGAACAUCCGGACAUUUGCUCCUUGGAAUCGUGAGAAUUUACUCUCGAAAAGCAAAAUAUCUGUUAGCCGACUGCAAUGAAGCCUUCAUCAAGAUCAAGAUGGCUUUCCGUCCCGGCGUGGUGGAUCUUCCAGAGGAGAACCGCGAAGCCGCUGUUCAAUCGAUUACGUUACCUGAGGUUUUUCACGAUUUCGAUAUCGGAAUGCCAGACCUGCCUGCCAUCGAUAUGGAGGCCACAAUCACCCUGAAUCAAUCGAGAGCCGAAGACAUUACAUUGAAAGAAGACUUCGGGAUGGGUCUCAUGAACGAUGAGGCCCAACUGUACGAUAUGACCUUCGACACUGAGGCCGAUAUCGGCCGUGAUUCAUCCCAACUCGACUUCGACUCGCAAUCGGUGAACAUUUCCGCAACAGAAAUCAGUGUGGCCAAAGAAAGUGCUCCCAGUUUAGCAGUUUCCCAGUUAGCUUCGCAAAAUUCAUUAGACGCCCCUCUCAACGACGAUGGUUUCGGAGGAAAUCUCGAUUCGGCCGGACUCGAACUUGAGAACGAGCCGCGUAGUGAACUUUACUCAGCAGGAGAUGCAGCUAAAUUGGAACCAGCGGAUCUUUUCGACGACACCCCUAUGACGCGUCGUCAGGCCCCUGACUCACAUUUGACGGACACCGAAAGCGAUAUGUACGAUAUGGGAACAGGCGGGAGCAUGGGAUGCUCGCCGGCGUCUUCAGCGGACGGCGACGAUCUGGACGACAUCAACGUCCAGCCCCCGAGCGCACCUCGAGACGACGAGUCGUCGCAACAUACGCAAAUGAACGAUCAUAUGACCCCGCUCGGGCUUCCCUCGAACCUGGGGCCGGACCUCAUGCAAACGCCAAUGGUCCCACCCGCGCCCAGAGAAGAACCCGAAACGUUCACGCUCGCACCGCUCGACACGACCGUCGAGCAACAGGCGGGACCCGCGGUCCGUCGUAUCCCCAACCGAAAACGAAAACUUAUCAUCGACGAAGUGAAGAACAUCUCCGGUGAGGAAAUGAAGGCCCAACUGUCGGACACGUCAGAUAUUGUUACCACUCUGGAUCUCGCUCCACCUACCAAACGUCUGAUGCACUGGAAGGAGACAGGUGGAGUUGAUAAGUUGUUAUCACUACCUGCGGUUGAGAACCGUAACUCGAAGUACAUUCAGAAACUCUACCAGUCACGCCUGGUGACGCGAUCCGUGGAAUCGGACGAGAGUCUAGUCGUUGCUCCCCAGGAAGAAGCUAGCGAAGGAAGCGAUAUUGCCAGAGAUCUAGCCGACAGCCGCCGAGACGACACCAUGCAUGGAGGUUCGCUACCGCCUAGCACUCCAGCAUCGAAACGCGCGAGAAUCGACGAUUUACCUCCCCCUACGCCAGGGAGGGAUUUCAACGAAAUGGGAGGCUACGCCCAUGCCCCCGGUACCGACUACGGAAGCGCCUACACUCCGUUUACGCCUGCACCUGCGACCCCGGCGCACUCACAGGGCGAUUUCAACAAUACUUUCCCCUCGAUGAGCGGGGACGAUCUUUCAGCCAACUUCGACUCGCUCCAGCAAAGUGGCAAUAUGGCCCCGCCGCCGACGCCGUUGCAUCCACCCCAAACGCCAAUGCAGCCCCCACAGACGCCGAUGCCUUUGCCGCAGACUCCAUUGCACGAGAUGGACAGUCAUAUGGAUGAUGGGGCGAUGGAUAUCCCUCAUCACGACGAUUCGGAUUCUGAUGAUGACGCGAUGCAUUCGAUCGGAGACGCCAACCACGACGAGCAAGCCGACGAUGAAACAUUCGAGGAGUUCGAGGAAAGAAUCCAAAACCGGCGAACGGUUCAACUUUUGAAACACGUCAAACCCGUACUGGAUUCUGGGAAGCCGAUUCGUUUUGCCGAUUUGGUACGUCACAAUUCUCGGAAGCAGGUCGCCCAAAAGUUUUACACGUUUCUUGUUCUUAAAAAGCAACAAGCCGUUGAAUUGACGCAACAACAGGCUUACGACGAGUUGUAUAUCUCUACCGGGCCUAAAUAUCAUACAGCGUUCGCUUCCGAGUAAUAGCGACGUCCGUGUAAAAUAAGAUUAUAGUCUAUAUAUGUACCUUUCAACGAAGAUGGUAAUUAUGAGGGCCCGGGACCAUAUGCACGGAUAUAUGCAUGGAAGAUACACACCCAAAAAAUGAUGGAGAAAACGUGUUUAUACGGGAUCGAUCUAAUAUUGCGAGCAAUCCCGAAGCCAUCGCUGGAGUUGCUUGCUGUCGAACUUGUCCGCCCGUCGCGAAGAAUCUUGCCCUCUCACCCAUCCAUCUUGAGGAUAUCCAAAUCUGAGCAAUUAAUUUUGAUGAUCUAUCGAAAGCUGCUCCCCAUCGCGUUCGAUAUAUGUCUUCCUUAUACAA
Messenger RNA from Galendromus occidentalis (western predatory mite), 2551 nucleotides. RefSeq names its product RAD21 cohesin complex component verthandi (gene vtd). Gene Ontology annotation, biological process: sister chromatid cohesion; replication-born double-strand break repair via sister chromatid exchange. NCBI's taxonomy places the organism in Eukaryota, Metazoa, Arthropoda, Arachnida, Mesostigmata, Phytoseiidae. Gene Ontology annotation, cellular component: cohesin complex. The coding region runs from base 1 to 2214 and encodes 737 amino acids. Gene Ontology annotation, molecular function: protein binding; chromatin binding. The transcript has 3 exons. The record is from RefSeq and is a predicted model, not a curated record.